UUCCAGGUAAAUGAACUUGCUGGAUAUACUGCUCGCGUUUCAAGAAUGAUAACAGUGUUCGAAGAAGUAAGUCAAGGAAAAUAUCAGCGCACUCUUACUGCUUCUGCUAAAAGACCUGGGAAAAAAUCUAUAUCAAGAGUCAGAGGAUUGACAUUCAAAGAUGGAAUGCCCGAAAUUAAAGGAUGUGUUAUUGAAAGAGAUGGUAUUUUAAGGCUUGAUAAUGUUCCCAUUAUUACACCAAACUGUGAUGUUGUUGUUCCUAGUAUUUCAUUUUCAAUGACAUGCGAUAUGCACGUAUUAAUAACUGGCCCUAAUGGAUGUGGAAAAAGUUCCUUGUUUCGAAUAUUACGUGGACUCUGGCCUGUUUAUAGUGGGAGAUUAGAAAGACCUCCCAUAAAUCAAAUGUUCUAUAUUCCACAAAGAGAGGAAGUUCUCUGCAAGUUAAAAGAGGUUUGCAGGGCAGCCACUUUGUGCCAGCCUAAGGAGGAUCUGUGGCCACCGAGCAGUAUUGAAUGCAUUUUGAAGAUUGAGACUAAUCCUGAAGACAUACUUAUUGUGUUCAAGCAGCUGCUGUAUAUUGUUAGAUGGAAUGUUACUGGAGAUUGGAAAGAUAUUUUAUCUGGUGGAGAAAAGCAAAGAAUGGGGAUGGCACGAUUAUUUUAUCACAAACCACAGUUUGCAUUACUGGAUGAAUGUACCAGUGCUGUGUCUAUAGAUGUUGAAAGUCAAAUCUAUCAAGCAGCUAAAGAUCAGGGAAUAUCACUGCUAACUAUUACUCACAGACCUUCUCUUUGGAAAUUUCACUCACAUCUACUUCAAUUUGAUGGAGAAGGAGGCUGGCGAAUGGAACCACUAGACUCAUCAACUAGACUUUCACUUAGAGAAGAGAAAGAGCAGUUAGAGGCCCAAUUAACGGGAGUACCAUUAAUGGAACGAAGAUUACGAGAACUCUGUUCUGUACUGGGAGAAGACUCAGUUGUUUUAAUAGAUAGACUUUCAAAUAGAACUUUAUCAAAUUCAAAAGAUGAUGGUUCUGCUGCCAGUGAUAUAUCUGAUACAAAUGUAGGGAAUUUAUCUGAUUAAUUAUGAAAUUUUUUUAUUAAAAACCAAAAUAAUUUCUGGUAUUUUAAUAUAUGAUAAAUUUAAAUAUGAAAUAUUUCAUUUAUAUAAUACACAAUAUUAUCAUUUUAAAAAGUGAUUUUAAUGAACUUUGUUUAUGUUUUGGUAUGAUUAUAUAGAGUUUAUAUUGAGUUAAUGAUUAAUGAUAUGUACAAAGUAAUAAAUUAUUUAAAUGAUAAGGUACGUAAAUAAAAAUUUGAUGAUUGCUAGGAAAUAAAGGUAUUUAUAUAUAAUUGCAAUAUACAUAUGAAUAUGCAAUGUGUAGCUCUAUUUUAUUGGGCUUUUACUGUAAUUUAUGUGUAACUUUGUUAUAUUGAUAACAAUUUUUAAUUAAGGGAUAAUUAAUGUAAUAAUGAUUAAAUAAAAUUUUUAAUAUAUUAUUAUAUAAUGUAAAAUUUAGUUAUGGCAUUGUCAGUUUUGAUAUUAAUAUUUAUGUUCAUAUUUUAAAUAUAUUACUUAAAAAUUGUAAUGAUAUGCUUUUUGUUCUUUUAAAAAGUCAAUUCUUAGAGUUUUUUUCUCUUCUGAAAAAUGCUGUUUAGAAUAAGAAUGCAGAUUUGAUGUGGAUUAGCAGAAUUAGGAUGUGGCAUGGUUAUGUAGACUCUCGUUUACCCAUAAUGAGUAGAGAAAAAUCCUAGAUAGUGAAGUUACCAGUUAAUCUUCUAUCUGUAUAAAUUAGUAAUCACUUUACAAAUGCACCCAUUUUAUUUUAUUCAAUUAAAGUUGAGCAAGUUAAAUAAAAAAUGUUACUCUUUUGCCAGACAUUUUAGCCAGUUCAUUUACAACAUUUUGAUUUAUGCAACUUCUAUUUCUAAAAUUGGAGUUGCAAAUGAUUGUUCUGCAGUCUUAUCCAGAAUAUUUUUAUUUUUUCAGAUUGCUUCACAUGGGUGGUUAUUUGUAUCAUUUCACCUUUUAAUCCAGAAUUUACACAUUAAUGAAUUUAGACGCAUCAAUAUCAAUAUCAUUGGAUACCAUUUCUUUGUGAGGUAAACUAACUCCUUCCUUUAUGAAUUUUGUUGGGGUUUCAUUUGAAACAUCAACAUUGAGUAUUGGAUUGGAUAAAAUUAUUAUUUUAUGACUGAUUCAUGAAAAUUUGUUUAACUUCUUUGAUCUUUAAGAAUGUACUGAAUGUACUGUAUUUAAUGUAUCUUAAGCAGUCGUCAUCAGAUCUUGAACUUGAUGAUGACCAUUUAAGAUGGUGAUAAAACUUCAUUCACUAAAUCCUGCUGGAUUGUGAGGGUUUUAUGAUUUAUAUUAUCUGUAGAAAGUAUACAAGAUUCAUACUUUUAGAUAUCAUUGUAAGAAAGAUUUAUUUUGAUCAUUUAAAGUAGGUUAGAGCAAUCUACUUUCAUCUAGAAGCAUACGUUUUAAUAACUACAUUGUAAUAGCCUGUUUAUUUAAGAGAUGAUAAUCUCAUCAAAUGAGCAUUGAAUAAUUGAAGGUCUACUGUAUUAGAAUAGUUAAAAUUUCUAAUUUUUCUCACAAAAAUUAUUUCAUAAAUGAAAUAUUAUGUAACUAUGUUUAAAUAUUGUAAUAAGUAAUAUGUAGAUACUAUAAUAAUUAUAGACACAAAAAAUAAUAUAUAUGUAAAUUUAUAAAUGUUUUAAUAAUAUAUUAUUGUGAUUUUACACUUUAUGUAAAGCAAAACCAGAUCUAACAGAUGUAAUCUGUAUAAUAAUUAAAUAUAAAAUGAAGAAAUUUCUUCCUGAAAUGUAGACAUAAUUCAUCAAAUGUUGAAAAUUAAUCCAUUUUUGAAAUUUUAUACAGAAUCAUUAGUUUAUAUUACCUAAACAUAAAUAGAAACUUUUCUAGUAAAAAAAAAAAUGUUUAAUUAAUAUGGCAUUAUGUAAGUAUUGUAUUUAUUAAAUCAGAACUUAAGUUUUAACAUUUAUCAUUAGAAAAUACUCAGUUUUAUUGUAACACAGUUGAAUCUUUUUAAUUUGAACACCAGACUAAAUCCAAAUUGUUUACUUUUGAAAACUACAAUACUAUUCUGCAAAUUUAGUGCAGUGUUUUUCAACCUGUGGGUUGCGACCCCCAGGGGGGUCACGGGUAGAAGAAAAAGA
Messenger RNA from Centruroides sculpturatus (bark scorpion), 3182 nucleotides. Its product is annotated as ATP-binding cassette sub-family D member 2-like. Lineage: Eukaryota; Metazoa; Arthropoda; Arachnida; Scorpiones; Buthidae. The transcript has 7 exons. Gene Ontology annotation, biological process: fatty acid beta-oxidation; very long-chain fatty acid catabolic process; peroxisome organization. Gene Ontology annotation, molecular function: long-chain fatty acid transmembrane transporter activity; ATP hydrolysis activity; ATP binding. The annotation marks the transcript as partial. Gene Ontology annotation, cellular component: peroxisomal membrane. The record is from RefSeq and is a predicted model, not a curated record.